GCAGCUGAGAGUCCAGAAGAGCAGGGAAGGCUGGGCUUGACAGUCUCAACUCUCCUCUUGCGUGUGUGUGAACUUGAAGGAGAAAGUGAGCAGAGGGCCUUUUGGGGGACUGCAGAGUCGUGGUGUGAAUUGUGAAGAUGGGAGUAGCAGAUAUCACCUGUUAAUAACUGGAGUCUGUUUUGAAGUUGGGAAGACAAAAUAUCCAAAGCCCAGAAAUCAUGGGAGCUGAAGAAGAAAUGCUCAUCACUCUGUCUGGAGGUGCUCCCUGGGGCUUCCGGCUGCAAGGGGGUUCAGAGCAGAAAAGACCCCUUCAAGUGUCAAAGAUCCGAAAGCGAAGCAAAGCGUGUCGCGGAGGCCUGUGGGAAAAUGAUGUGCUAGUAUCUAUCAAUGGGAAGUCGUGUGCUGGCCUCUCCCAUGCUACUGCCAUGCAGAUCAUCGAUUCGUCCAAUGGCAUGCUGAACAUCCUCGUGAAAAGGAUAGUUGGUGGAGAACAGACCGGCCCACGGCUCCAGCGCUCCCCUUCUCCAGGGCAGCGUGUGCUCUCCCCGCCAUCCCCACUCAGCCCCCCAGCAGAGAUACUCAGCCCUGAGCCGGCUGGACCCCCGACCACUGUGCAGCCACGGAGGUCACAGAGGCACCUGGAGAGCCUCACCUCCCCGCCGGAUAGUGAGGCCUACUAUGGUGAGACAGACAGCGAUGCUGACAAUGUGGCCCAGGAGAAGCACCGCCGGGCUCGUAAGAAGAGCCAACGGUCCCCACCCGACAGCACCAACAGCAAGGCAGAUGCGCCUCAGGGCGAGGUGUCCCUGUCUGAACAGAGUGGCUAUGAGAGCAUGCCGGAGGCUGCUGCGCAGGGGGGGGCCGAAGUGGCCAGCUCCAGCAGGGUAGCCAGGAGGGAGAUUGCCUGCCCACCUGGCAGCCGCACAGACACUCCAUUCUCGGAGAGCGAGGGACAGUUGCAGCCACCGUUGACAGAGGGACCGGAGUUUUCUCCAGAGGCGAUGCUCCUGCCCCAUGCUACCAAGGCUAUCCGAGCAGAACGCCAUCUCAUCCCCAUGGUGGGGCCAGUGGAGCAUCCGGUCGAUGAUGAUCUAACCACCACAUACGUGGAGAAAGCCAAGCAGGCCAAACUCCACCGCCACGAGAGCAUCCAAGAGAAGAACGUGAAAGAAGCCAAAACCAAGUGCAGAACCAUUGCAUCCCUGCUGACAGAUGCACCCAACCCCCACUCCAAGGGGGUGCUGAUGUUCAAGAAGCGCAGGCAGAGAGCUAAGAAGUAUACGUUGGUAAGCUUUGGGAGUGUUGACGAAGACCGCUCCUACGAGGAGGAAGACGGUGUUCUUCCAACUAGUGAGUCUGAAUUUGAUGAGGAAGGUUUCUCUGAUGCCCGAAGCCUAACUAAUCACUCAGACUGGGACACUUGCCUGGACAUUGAAAAGUCGAAGUCUCACUCUGAAGAGAAAGAAACGAAGCAAAAAGGUUUGAGUGAAGCUUCAGGUAAAGGAGCACGAUUAUUUGAGCAGCAGAGGGAACGGGCUGGGAAGUACUCAGUCGCUAGAGUCCCGGUGCUGAAGAGCCCCCAGUUUACCCCGGUUGCCCAGCCACAGCAGGUCACAACGAAAGGAGGUAUGCCUGUGCCACAGAAGGCAGAGCGAAUGCCCCUCACCAUCCACCUGGAAGGUGUGCAACUGCCCAGCAAGCAGGCAGCCACCCUCCCCACUCAGCUGCUAGGGCUCCCUAGCCCCACUUUUGUCUCACCUCCCCCAGUCACCCCCGACUCCUUCUCUGCAAGCUCAAAAAGCAUGUUCAACAGGUCUGCACGGCCCUUUACUCCUGGCUCUUCUGGCCAAUGCGCAGCAGCAACCUCUGUCAUCUUCACGCCAUCCGCACCCAAAAAACCUAGUGAAAGUCUGAGUGGGCAAAGCACGGUGGUUCCCCCUUUCUCACCUUCAGCUCCAGGAACACCUACCAAUGCACAGGUGCCAACGCACCGCGGUCCAAUCAGCUCCACCACAUCUCUGUAUAUUCCUGCACGAGGAAGGCCAACACCACCACUGCAGUCAGAGCCAAGUGUAGGAGGUGCUCCAGAGACUAAGCCUUCUGCCAACACUGCCCGGACAUCCACCACUUCUAUAUUUCUGUCAACUCCCUCAAAGCCAGAAGGGGAGGCCUUCGCAGCAUCCCAGCCAGGAGUCCCUGGAACAGCCUCUUCGGCUUUGUAUAUUAGUCCAGCACCAUCACAGCACAUGAUGAUAAGUAGUUCCCCCAUGCCAAAGCAGCGUUUUCCUCCUGUCUCACCAGCUAUGCCACGAAAUCCUGCUGAGCCCUUAACGUCCAGGGAGCAGAGGAUUGCCACGCCAGCUCCCCGCACAGGUAUCUUGCAGGAAGCUCGCCGGCGAGGCAACAAGAAACCCAUGUUCAGUAAGAUUGAGGAGAAGCAGAAAAAUUCACCAAACCCUGAGCUCCUGUCUCUGGUGCAGAACCUGGAUGAGAAGCCGAAAGGUGACCAUCCUGGCGCAGGCUUCGAGUCUGGGCCUGAGGAGGACUUCCUCAGUCUGGGUGCUGAGGCCUGCAACUUCAUGCAGUCCUCUGGCCGCAAAUUCAAGACUCCGCCUCCAGUGGCUCCUAAGCCUCAGCAGCAAGACGUUGGACUGGUAAAUGGGGCCCAGGACAUGCCUCAGCUUAAAGGCAAGGGGGCAGAGCUCUUUGCUAAAUGCCAGAGCCGCAUGGACAAAUUUGUGGUGGAGACAACAGCGAAGCCAGAAUCCAAGCCUAGACCUCCCUCUCCUUCCCCUUCUCUCCCGUCAUCCUGGAAAUAUUCACCCAACAUCCGGGCUCCCCCUCCAAUAGCUUACAACCCAAUGCUGUCCCCUUUCUAUCCCCUAGCAGCUAGUAAAUCUCAGGCUAGCAAAGCAGAGAGCAAAGUGAAAAAGGCACCUGGCCAGAAAUCAGGGAUCAAGGUCAUUGAUUUAAUGCGCCACCAGCCCUAUCAAUUAAAGUCAGCUAUGUUCUGUUUUGAGGAAACCCCGGGCUCCAACAUUCAAGAAUCUCCUGGACAGCCAGCCCUGCAGACUAGGUCAGCCUUCACAGCAGAAAAGCAGAUCGCCGUGAAAACACCCAAGGCCCAGGAGAUUCGUCGCUUCUCCACUCCAGCUCCCAUGCCAGCCUCAAGCAGCCUGGCACCCACUGUUCUUGCUCCUCGCUCGGCCACCGCAUUGGAUGAGCCAGUGUGGAGAAAAGAAAUGGCCUCUUCUGCCCCCGCUACACCAGCGGCCUUCCAGGUGGAGCUUAGCCAGUCCCUUAAGCCAUACCAGAGCUUCCCAGAGCCUGGUCAGGCAGGGCAGGGGCCUUAUCCAAAGCCAGCCUCGGCCUCGCGGUUUCAGUCAGCCAGGCCCAAAUUCUCAGCAGCGAGAACAGGGAUGCAGGCCAAUGUGUGGAGGCCGAGCUUUGGCCACCACUGA
Molecule: messenger RNA, 3461 nt
Organism: Haliaeetus leucocephalus (bald eagle)
Lineage: Eukaryota; Metazoa; Chordata; Aves; Accipitriformes; Accipitridae
Gene: SYNPO2L
Product: synaptopodin 2-like
Exons: 4
Coding region: 219-3461 (1080 amino acids)
Biological process (GO): positive regulation of actin filament bundle assembly
Cellular component (GO): nucleus; actin cytoskeleton; Z disc
Molecular function (GO): actin binding
Source: RefSeq, a predicted model, not a curated record